This is a messenger RNA of Fusarium graminearum PH-1, 1809 nucleotides long. RefSeq lists its product as uncharacterized. Bases 1 to 1200 code for a protein of 399 amino acids. The transcript is spliced from 3 exons. The record is from RefSeq and is a predicted model, not a curated record. NCBI's taxonomy places the organism in Eukaryota, Fungi, Ascomycota, Sordariomycetes, Hypocreales, Nectriaceae.
AUGGCGACACCUUCAGCAAUUCCCACAAACUCAAAACGCGACACCACCGCUCAGUUUCACAGAGUCACGAGAGGAAACCGGAGCCUCUGGUACCAGCUGACUGUCCUGCAACAACCAGAGCGAGCCCGAGCAUGCGGUUCUGGUAUGAAAGCUAACAGCGACCGCCGACCCGUUGACCCUCCGCCUGUUGUCGAGCUACGAAUUGUUGAAGGCCCCACUCUUGAAGAGGGCAAGGAUGUAACAUUUGAUUAUAACGCCAACUUCUUUCUCUAUGCCAGUCUCGAGCAUGCUCGCCCAAUAGCCUCUUGCCGUGUUUCAACGCCCACCACCAACAACCCGCCUAUUCUUACUGGUGUUCCCGCCUCGGGCAUGGCCUAUCUUGACCGACCAUCCGAAGCCGGCUACUUUAUCUUCCCCGAUCUUUCUGUGCGCCAUGAGGGCCUCUACCGUCUGACUUUCAGCUUAUUCGAGACUACCAAGGAGGAGCAGGAUUUCGACAUUCAGCCUGCCGAUGGCGAUCUUCCACCUGGCGUGGACUUCCGAAUGGAGAUUAAGACCGACCCAUUCUCAGUUUUCAGCGCCAAGAAGUUCCCCGGUCUCAUGGAGAGCACGCAGCUCAGCAAGACAGUCGCUGACCAGGGCUGCCGAGUUCGAAUUCGUCGUGAUGUUCGCAUGAGGAAGCGCGACACCAAGUCAGGUGGCAACAACAAUAACAACAACAACGCUGGUAACAAUGCUGGAAACAACGGCUUUGAGCGUCGCGAGGAAGAUUUCGGUCGUAGAAGGACUUCCACCAGCACCUACGUUCCACCCUCACCUUCGGUCUACUCCACGGAGGGCCACUACCGUCGAGACUCGCAAGCGUCAUACCCUCCCACGCCUGCUGCUGCUCCUCUUCCUCGCAUGAACACUGAGCCAUCUCGCGGAUCUAUCAAGAUUUCUGCUCUAGUCGAGCCCAUGCCAGUCAUUGAGCCUCAGGUCGACCCUCUCCCUGAACUUCCCCCCGUCAAUGUUGGCGGUAAGCGCAAACACGAGAGCGUCUUUGCCCAAAACACCAGGCCACUUUUCAACGGUCAAAGACAAAUGGACCCUCACUACGGCCGGUCUCACCGUGGUUACAGUCCCGACCACGACCAAGGCUCUUACUCUCGAGCUGAUGGUCAGAUCAGCGUUAUUCAAUUCAACAAAUACGAGUAUUAAACAUCGACAUUCUUACUUCUUGACUAGAAAGACAUACCGGCGUUAGAAUGUUGUGUAUUCCUAUCUACAGGAGGAGGACGGUAAGAUGAUGGAAGAUACAUGAGCGACAAUGUUUAGGAGUUCAGGCGCAAUUCAUGUGGAUCAAGUCAUGGAAAUGAACAGUUAACUUGGCACCGGAUUUUUGGUUAUUUUGGACAUCAAAGAUAUUUUGCAUCGUCAUUCAUGUUAGAUCACAGAAAGGCUUUUGGUUCCUAUGAUCACAAAAAUGACAUUCACAUACGAUAUGUUUUUUCUUUCUUUCUCUAUUUUGUCUACAGGCCCAGCCUACUAGGAGCAAAUCGACUCAUCGAUCCUUUCAUUUAUGUUAAUCUCAUAACUAUUGUUCUGGGCGUUACUCUUGCUCAAUAAGAUAUUAUGCUAUUAGCCUAAGACAGUUUGCUUUGUGAGAUGGAUCUCGUGACUAGGAUAAACUCGAUACGAGUCUUGGUCUAGGAUCAAGGGUAAAGCCAUGGCAGACUCUGUUACUCGAGCCAUGUUGCCGGGUCAGUUGAAAUUCAUUCGAAAUCUGACUGUUGAUCUGCUUUUCUAUCUACAGAACUCAUCAAUAUA